Nyctereutes procyonoides (raccoon dog) is the source of this 5992-nucleotide messenger RNA. It is a transcript of the gene NPAS3, whose product is annotated as neuronal PAS domain protein 3. Gene Ontology annotation, molecular function: DNA-binding transcription factor activity, RNA polymerase II-specific; protein dimerization activity; RNA polymerase II transcription regulatory region sequence-specific DNA binding. NCBI's taxonomy places the organism in Eukaryota, Metazoa, Chordata, Mammalia, Carnivora, Canidae. The transcript is spliced from 12 exons. Gene Ontology annotation, biological process: regulation of transcription by RNA polymerase II. The record is from RefSeq and is a predicted model, not a curated record. The coding region runs from base 1 to 2853 and encodes 950 amino acids.
AUGGGGAGGGCCGGCACCGCGGCCAACGGCACCCCGCAGAACGUCCAGGGCAUCACCUCCUACCAGCAGCGAAUAACUGCCCAGCAUCCUCUGCCCAACCAAUCAGAAUGUAGGAAAAUCUACAGAUAUGACGGAAUCUACUGUGAAUCUACCUACCAGAAUUUACAAGCAUUGAGAAAGGAGAAAUCCCGAGAUGCUGCUCGCUCCCGCCGGGGAAAAGAAAAUUUUGAGUUCUAUGAAUUGGCCAAGUUGUUGCCUCUUCCUGCAGCCAUCACUAGCCAGCUUGACAAGGCAUCCAUCAUUCGACUUACAAUUAGCUAUCUGAAAAUGAGGGACUUUGCUAACCAAGGGGACCCUCCAUGGAACUUGCGAAUGGAAGGCCCUCCACCUAACACAUCAGUAAAAGGUGCUCCACGAAGGAGAAGUCCCAGUGCACUGGCCAUUGAAGUAUUUGAAGCACACUUGGGAAGUCACAUUUUGCAGUCCCUGGAUGGCUUUGUAUUUGCACUAAAUCAAGAAGGAAAAUUUUUGUACAUUUCCGAAACCGUCUCCAUCUACCUAGGCCUCUCACAAGUGGAGCUGACAGGCAGCAGCGUCUUUGACUAUGUCCACCCGGGGGACCACGUGGAAAUGGCAGAGCAGCUGGGCAUGAAGCUCCCGCCCGGGCGGGGUCUCCUCUCGCAGGGCGCUGCCGAGGACGGGGCCAGCUCAGCAUCUUCCUCCUCCCAGUCGGAGACCCCCGAGCCAGUGGAGUCAACCAGCCCCAGUCUGCUAACCACUGACAACACCCUUGAGCGUUCCUUUUUCAUCCGAAUGAAAUCUACUCUGACCAAACGCGGCGUGCACAUCAAAUCAUCAGGAUAUAAGGUGAUUCACAUCACGGGCCGGCUACGACUGAGGGUGUCUCUCUCCCACGGGAGGACCGUUCCCAGCCAAAUCAUGGGUCUUGUGGUUGUGGCUCAUGCCCUGCCUCCCCCUACGAUCAAUGAAGUCAGAAUUGACUGCCAUAUGUUCGUCACUCGAGUAAAUAUGGACCUCAAUAUCAUUUACUGUGAAAAUAGGAUUAGUGAUUAUAUGGACCUGACCCCUGUAGACAUUGUAGGGAAGAGAUGCUAUCACUUCAUCCACGCCGAAGAUGUUGAGGGCAUCAGACACAGUCACCUAGACUUGCUGAAUAAGGGCCAGUGUGUGACGAAGUACUAUCGUUGGAUGCAGAAGAACGGAGGAUAUAUUUGGAUACAGUCUAGUGCCACCAUAGCUAUUAAUGCCAAGAACGCAAAUGAGAAGAAUAUCAUCUGGGUGAAUUAUCUUCUUAGUAAUCCCGAGUACAAGGACACACCCAUGGAUAUCGCACAGCUCCCCCACCUGCCGGAGAAAACUUCGGAAUCUUCGGAGACAUCCGACUCUGAAUCAGACUCUAAAGAUACCUCAGGUAUUACAGAGGACAACGAGAAUUCCAAGUCCGACGAGAAGGGUAACCAGUCCGAGAACAGCGAAGACCCGGAACCCGACCGGAAGAAGUCGGGCAACGCGUGCGACCACGACACGCACUGCCACGACGACGGGCGCAGCUCCAGCAACCCCGACAGCCGCGACAGCGACGACAGCUUCGAGCACUCGGACCUUGAGAACCCCAAGGCGGGCGAGGACGGCUUCGGCGCGCUGGGCCCCAUGCAGAUCAAGGUGGAGCGCUACGUGGAGAGCGAGUCGGACCUGCGGCUGCAGAACUGCGAGUCGCCCACGUCCGACAGCGCCAAGGACUCGGACAGCGCGGGCGAGGCGGGCGCGCAGGCCUCCAGCAAGCACCAGAAGCGCAGGAAGAGGCGGAAACGGCAGAAGGGCGGCAGCGCCAGCAGGCGGCGCCUGUCCAGCGCGUCGAGCCCCGGCGGCCUGGACGCGGGCCUCGUGGAGCCGCCGCGCCUGCUGUCCUCCCCCCACAGCGCCUCGGUGCUCAAGAUCAAGACGGAGAUCUCGGAACCCAUCAACUUCGACAACGACAGCAGCAUCUGGAACUACCCGCCCAACCGCGAGAUCUCCAGGAACGAGUCCCCCUACAGCAUGACCAAGCCCCCCAGCGCCGAGCACUUCCCGUCGCCGCAGGGUGGGGGCGGGGGCGGGGGCGGCGGCGGCGGCGGCGGCGGGGGGGGGCUGCACGUGGCCAUCCCCGACUCGGUCCUCACCCCGCCGGGCGCCGACGGCGCCGCCGCCCGCAAGACUCAGUUCGGCGCCGCGGCCCCCGCGGCCCUGGCCCCCGUCGCCGCCGACCCGCUGUCGCCCCCGCUCUCGGCGUCCCCGCGGGACAAGCACCCCGGGGCGGGCGGCGGCGGCGGCGGCGGCGGGGGCGCGGGGGGCGGCGGCGGGGGCGCGGGGGGCGGCCCCAGCGCCGCCAACUCCUUGCUGUACACUGGGGACCUGGAGGCGCUGCAGAGGUUGCAGGCGGGCAACGUCGUGCUCCCGCUGGUGCACAGGGUGACGGGGACCCUGGCCGCCACCAGCACGGCGGCGCAGAGGGUCUACACCACCGGCACCAUCCGCUACGCGCCCGCAGAGGUGACCCUGGCCAUGCAGGGCAACCUGCUGCCCAACGCGCACGCUGUUAACUUCGUGGACGUUAACAGCCCCGGCUUCGGCCUCGACCCCAAGACGCCCAUGGAGAUGCUCUACCACCACGUGCACCGGCUCAACAUGUCGGGACCGUUCGGGGGCGCCGUGAGCGCCGCCAGCCUGACGCAGAUGCCCGGCGGCAACGUGUUCACCACGGCCACGGCCGAGGGACUCUUCUCCACGCUGCCCUUCCCCGUCUACAGCAACGGCAUCCACGCGGCACAGACUCUGGAGCGCAAGGAGGACUGAGGCGCCCGCGCGGGCCCGCCCGAGGCGUCGUCGGCGUUUUCGUUCAGACCUUUUGAUUCUAGCACUUUGAAUUCGAGCAGGUCGGCGUCCUCGCGACACCGCGGCCCCCUUGCACCCCCUCUUUCUUUACCUUGACUUAUUCUUUCCCGUAAAGAUAUUGUUUAUUUUUUGCCUUCGGAGAGUCAGAUGACCCGUUGCCUGCCGUUUUGUCUUCUUCUGAGAUGUGUGUUGGGUUGUUUUGCUUUCCUUUGCGUCUUUAUUAAGAUGUCUUUAAUGUGUAUAUGCCUCUGCCAUAGAAUACUCAGUCUUGUGGUCAAGAGAUUUCUCAAGUGACAACCAUCGGGUUUCUUCACCAAGAUCUUGAUGUGAUCAAGAUUGAAAGAGACAAGCAUAAACAAUGUGCCCUGUUUGACUAAGUCAGAUGAAAUGGGGUGUCGUUUUGUUUUGUUCUAUUUCGUUGUUUUGGUUUUGGUUCUGGUUCCUAAUUCCUUUAAAAAAUAGGGGGAUAGUAUUUUAGGACUUUAUGCAGAAUUUGAUUCUCUUUUUAUGGUUAAGAUUUUAAGAUUUUCUUACUUGCACAUAAAAAUAAUUUGGGUUCUUAAACUUAAUUUCUGGCCUGUGACUAGAAUGUUUAAAAAAAAAAAAGUUGGACUAAAUGUUAAUUACUGAAACAUUAACUUAAUUUCUAAAACCAUGGUGCUAUCAUUUAUUAAUCUGUAAUGUCUUCAUACAAAAUGCAGCUCCUGGGCUGGGUUUUGGAAAAAAAAAAAAAAAAAAAAUGUGUUCUGUCCUGGUCUGGAGUCCGCUGCUGCAGUCUCCUUGGUUAGUUAAGACAAAGCCCUCAUUAACGUUUGCUGCAGGACUUAAAAUUUUUUACCUCCCAACUAACAAACAUAGCCUCACGUUAAAUUUAAUGGGUCAGUAAAGCCCUUUUUAAAGGGGCCUUUGGAAAACUCAAUCAGCUGAUUUGAGGAGCAGUUUAGGUACAUACUGCCUUUUGUUGAGCUGUUUUUCUUUUCUUUUUUUUUUUUUUUUCCUUUUCUCAGUCUAACUGAGGCUAAUUUUUUGCGACUUCAGUAACACUUCAGAGUAAACGAAGGAAAAGAUAUUUAACAUCUUUUUUAUUUCUUUUUCAUUUCUUGCUAAAAAAAAAAAAAAGGGAAGGUUGUAUUUGGGGGGACUGAUUUGAUUUGAUGGCAUUUUUUUUUCCCCUUUGGUUCUCUUAUUUCUAGGUUGAAACCAGUACGGUUUAAAACUAAAGAGUGGGUUGAUAAGCUUCAAACAGAUAACUGCAACUGAAAACCGCACAUUAAGUUAAAAAAAAAAAAAGAAAAAAAAAAAAAAAAAAGAAAAAAAAGAAAAAAAGGAAAAAAAGAAAAAAAAAGAAAAAGAAAAAAAAAUCUCCUAUUUUGUCUUUGUUGCCAGAAAUCAGUGUAGUGUCAAACACUCCAAAUGACUGUCAAGUAUAAAUUCUUCCUCCACUCCAUCUUUGGCAGCUGUUUUUAAGGCAUCUAAUAACAGAUGUGAGAACUGUAACGUGUGCAAUGUGUACGUGUCCUUGGCUGUCGGCCCCAUUGCAGUUUCAAUGUGUGUUGCUAUAUGCAGUAUAUACUAAGCUAAUGUAGUUGUUUUGUCCUUUGUCUUCUCUGUGCUCUCUCUCUAGUCCGGAGUGGUCCAGUCCCAUUCCUGCAGUCCUAGUGAAUCAGUGAUUCUUGGGGGUUAGUGAGUUUUGUGUGGUGGCCUUCCUCUGUAACGUCACCCUAUGCUGCUUCCACUGUCUGUGAAUCUUUCGUUCCACUUUUUAAAAUCCCUGCUGUUGCUUUGCUGGUGUAUAUUCUCCCGACCUCUCCUUCCUGUCCCUCCCUCUCUUGUCUCCCCUUCUCCCUCCAAUCUAUCCUCCACCCACCCACCCUUACCCCGCCCCCCCCCCACACCCUUCCCCAAAACCUUUUUCAUUCUCAGAGAUAAAAAGACUCUUAACUAGCUCAAGGUUAAUGGAGCCAUUUUUCCCACAAUGGAGUUCUGGGUAUGACUUUUUCUUCUGGAGUGCAACACAAAGCACUGAAGAAUAACGCUCAGAUAUUUUAAAUAAUUGAUGCCACAGAGCCUCAGUUGUUAACAUUCCCAGAGUCCCUUGUGCUCUACCUAAGCAGUGGGUGCUUUUCUUUGGUUUCCUUCCAGGUUGGCUGAUGGAGCAAUAUAUAAAGCAAUUACCAGUGAGACAGAAAAUUAUUUCAAAGGUCAACCCACAUUUUUUAAAAACAAAAGGGGAGGGGAUAAUGGAAUAUAGAACUGUCAUAUAUAUUUGUUUAUGUGUGCAAUGCUGAUAUAGUAAUUCGGCUGUCCUUUGAAUAUCACUGUGUUGCGUGGUUUCCUCUAGGACCUUUGAUGCCAUGAGUCGGGCCCACAUCACUGUGGAAUAAGAAUAACUAAAAGAAGUGAAAUGCCACAAAUUUUAAUAGUGAGCUUACUUGAAGGAUUUAAGUAGGUUUAGAAGGUGAAGAAGGCCAGUCAUGAUAUUUAAAGAUUAAUUUUGGAAGCUCUACUCUAGCUAUCGAACAAUCAAAGGAAUGCACCUAUCAGCUACAAAGAACAGCUAGACAGCUGUUUUUUUUUUUUUCUUUUAUAAAUGUUUCUGUGUUGUGUCAAAAUGAUUUCUGGUGAUUUAAACUAACAGAUAAUCACAGCUGCUGUCUAAAUCCAUAGUGUUUAAAAUUACAAAAUGAAAAAAAAAACACUUCAUUACCUGUGAAGACUGUGUCUGUGUUUUUAACUAUUUCUUGUACAAAUAUAUGAAAACUUUUAUGAGGAGACUGGUGCCAAGUAGCUGAAUAAUGGGGAAAGGGAUAUUCUGUUCGUAAAAAUCUUAGCAGUGUUACCAACUCUACAAUAUAUAUAUAAAAAAAAAUUAAAACGUUACAAAGCGACAGCUAUGGUACAUUUGUUUUGUGUGAAGCUAACCGGACCUAACUUCCUGAGUGCCUGGCUUAUUUUGAAACAUUUUUUUUUCAUUGACCAUUGAUAAUGCUGCAAAUCAGAAAUGUACAUACUUCAUUUACAACAGGGUUCUUUUUAUACUUUUGUAGAUUCUCAUACAUGUCACAUACAUGGUUGUCUUUAUGUAACUUAAUUUUUUCAU